AUGCUACGGGCCUACAUUCCGCCCGCUCGCGAUUUGCCGGAUAAAAAGGUCGGGGGACCUUGGGCUAGCGGCUCGGCUCGGUUGGGAGUGGACACGACACGCAACGGAGAGGCUUGCUCGUGUAGAGACUCAGACGAGGCUACAUUGGCCAUGCUUUUAUUCUUUUUCCGCCUUCAAGAUUUCGGAUCCCUACUUGUCGGCUCGAUGCCCUUCCUUUCGGAAAGUUGUAGACACGCUUCGACUCCACCGCCGCCGCUGUUCGCGGGUGGCUUCGAACCCGCGCCCGGCCCGUUCCCAGCGACACUCGGCGACGCGACACAAAACGAAAACGCGCGCGCACCGCCAUCGGCUCCAUUAUUGCGGGCAUUUUUC
Molecule: messenger RNA, 372 nt
Organism: Iphiclides podalirius (scarce swallowtail)
Lineage: Eukaryota; Metazoa; Arthropoda; Insecta; Lepidoptera; Papilionidae
Source: the annotation of a GenBank genome assembly